Prunus persica (peach) is the source of this 2362-nucleotide messenger RNA. RefSeq names its product probable glycosyltransferase At3g07620. Gene Ontology annotation, molecular function: glycosyltransferase activity. The record is from RefSeq and is a predicted model, not a curated record. The transcript is spliced from 5 exons. NCBI's taxonomy places the organism in Eukaryota, Viridiplantae, Streptophyta, Magnoliopsida, Rosales, Rosaceae. Bases 199 to 2109 code for a protein of 636 amino acids.
CUGCUGCUUCCGCUUCCAAAGUCGGAGUUUUCUAGGAUUAUAAUAAGUUGGCAUUGGCAAAGUAGUAGUAGCAGUUUCAGCUGCAGAACCCAUGAACCGACACUUGACCAAAGCCUGAAGAGAUCUCUUCUGGCCUCGCACAUUCAAGAUAUUGAAGUGUUGUUAAAAACAAGUGGUUGACUGUGCAAUUUCUGUGAUAUGGAUAUUGCUGGCAACAUUGAAAUCCGGAGACUGCUGUUGAUAAUCGGUGGGGUGGUUGUUAUUGUAGUUGCAUCUGAGUGUUUUGAGCUUCCCUCUGGUAAAAAGUUUUACUUUUCAACUGCUGAUAAGGGUUCAACUUCAACAUCCACAGUUUUUGCCAAUGUUAGCAGCUCAAACAACUCAAAGCCUAGCAAGUCUAAUGUUGGUGUUGUAGUGGGCCUAGUGGCUAAUGAUACUGAUGUUUCAGAUUUGGCACCAGACGAUGACAGUAAUUCACACAAGGAGCUCAUGUUGGAGAAGAAUUUAACCCUUGAUGAGAAUUUUCCGGUGGGGACGGAUAGAAAUGCAGAAGAUAUUUCUGUUCAGGAAAAGACUAUCGAUUUUAGAAAUGAUUCCUUACAGAAGACUGAAAAAACAGAUGAAAGUUACAAGGCAGACAAUGGACCUAAAACAAGCUCUGGUUUAACAGUGAGUGAAGGUAGAAAUGAAGCUGGUAUUGUGCCAGUUGUAUCGCAAGGUAUCUCUACAGAGAGUCCGGAAACCUUAAAUGCAGAUUCAAAGGGCAAUGUGAAACAAACUACAGAAACCCAAAUUGAGCAUCAAAAGACUGAGCUAUGGCAGCCUGUUCCAGUCACCUUGAAUGGCAAUUCUACAAUGACUAGUAUUUCCAUACUAAAGAAGUGGAAUCCACGACCAACAUCACUAUCCCAGAUGAAUGCAUUAUUGCUUCGAAUUCCUGUUUCUUCUCCUUCAAUGAGUCCACGGCGGUAUUCUACACGUGAUCGUGAACUUCAAUCUGCAAAACUAGAGAUUGAGAAUGCUCCCAUUAUAAGGAACAAUCCAGGACUUAGUGCUUCUGUUUUCCGAAAUCUUUCCAAAUUUAUAAGGAGUUAUGACUUGAUGGAUCACAUGCUCAAAGUUUAUAUCUACAAGGAAGGUGAAAAGCCUGUAUUCCAUCAGCCUUUGAUGAGAGGAAUUUAUGCCUCAGAAGGGUGGUUUAUGAAACUAGUUGAGGGGAAUAAAAAAUUUGUUGUGAGGGACCCGAAAAAAGCUCAUUUAUUCUAUUUACCCUUUGAUUCGCAUAUGCUAAGGUUGACCCUUUCUGGACAAAAUGUCAAAAAUGGUAAGAAGGUCCUAGAGAAAUACCUGAAGAGCUAUGUUGGGUUAAUUGCAAGAAAGUAUUCUUUCUGGAACAGAACGGAAGGAGCAGAUCAUUUUCUUGUUGCUUGUCAUGACUGGGCCCCAAAACUCACAAAACAGUGCAUGAAGAAUUGCAUCAGAUCUCUUUGCAAUGCCAAUGUUGGUAGAGACUUCAAAAUUGGCAAGGACACCAGUCUACCUGUUACAUAUAUACGUUCUGUUGAGAACCCUUUGCAGGAUCUUGGAGGAAAACCGGCUUCAGAAAGAUCUAUUCUUGCCUUCUUCGCCGGGGGCAUGCAUGGAUAUCUCCGACCAAUUCUACUACACUACUGGGAGAACAAAGAACCUGACAUGAAAAUCUUUGGCCCAAUGCCACAUGAUAUUGAGAGCAAAAAAAUUUACAGGGAAUACAUGAAGAGCAGCAAGUAUUGCAUAUGUGCCAGGGGUUACGAGGUUCACACACCUCGAGUAGUUGAGGCCAUAUUCUAUGAGUGUGUGCCAGUCAUCAUAUCAGAUAACUACAUGCCUCCUUUCUUUGAGGUAUUUAAUUGGGAGGCAUUUGCAGUUUUUGUACAAGAGAAGGAUAUCCCUAAUUUGAGAGACAUUCUGCUUUCAAUCCCAGAAGAGAAGUACCUUACGAUGAUGUCGAGUGUAAAGAUGGUGCAACAACAUUUCUUUUGGCACAAGAAACCCGUGAAGUAUGAUUUAUUUCAUAUGAUACUUCAUUCAGUUUGGUACAAUAGAGUUCUUCAGAUAAAAACCAGAUGAAAAUGUGAGAUUUUCAGGUUCUCUGGUACUAAAAAAGACUGGUGGCUGUAAACUAAAGGUUGCUGUAAACAAGCAGUAAAGAAAGAGAGAGCUAUAAAACAGACUGACUCUACCGAUGAUUUCUUGCCCCUGAAAUUGAGAAUGAAGCUGAAUACAAGGAAAUUCUAGCUUAGUGGGGAUAGUGUAUGUAAAUAGCCAAUUGUGUCAAAAUAUUCAACAGAAGAAGAAAAAAGUAACUACAGAUUGUGUUUUU